Knipowitschia caucasica is the source of this 1173-nucleotide messenger RNA. The record is from the annotation of a GenBank genome assembly. Lineage: Eukaryota; Metazoa; Chordata; Actinopteri; Gobiiformes; Gobiidae.
AUGGAGAUAGCAGCUCUAUGCUUUGUGACUUUGUGCACCGUCCUGGCCUGCAGUCUCUGUGUGUGGAAAAAGUGCCUCAAAAAGAAAAACAAGGACAAAGACAAGGACAAGAAGACAGGGAAGGAGAAGGGCAAUGACGAUGGUGACACUGAAAUGAUGUCCAGUUUGAAAGAGAAGUCAAAAGACAGUCGCAACAAGGAAGCAGAGCUCUCUGAUGAGGAGCCUAAAGAAGAGGAGAAGCUUGGCCGCCUGCAGUUUUCCCUCGACUACAACUUCACAGACAACACGCUGGUGGUAGGCAUCAUACAGGCAUCAGAGCUCCCUGCUAUGGAUGUCGGAGGCAGCUCUGAUCCUUAUGUCAAAGUCUACCUCCUGCCAGACAAGAAGAAAAAGUUUGAAACCAAAGUUCAUCGUAAAACUCUGGAGCCCACAUUUAAUGAAACUUUCACAUUCAAGGUCCCCUACAGUGAGCUGGGAGGAAAGACCCUGGUGAUGACAGUUUAUGACUUUGACCGAUUCUCCAAACAUGAUGCCAUAGGAGAUAUAAAGAUCCCCAUGAGCAGCAUUGACUUCAGCCAGUCCAUGCAGGAGUGGAGAGACCUGCAGAAGGCAGAGAAGGAGGAGAGCGAGCGGUUGGGAGACAUCUGCUUGUCCUUGAGAUAUGUUCCCACAGCAGGGAAGCUGACGGUGGUCAUUUUGGAGGCCAAAAACCUUAAGAAAAUGGAUGUGGGUGGAUUAUCAGACCCCUACGUGAAGCUCCACUUAAUGCAAAAUGGAAAGCGACUCAAGAAAAAGAAAACAACAAUAAAGAAGAACACUUUGAAUCCUUAUUACAACGAGUCUUUCAGUUUUGAGGUGGCGUGUGAUAUCAUUGAGAAAGUGCAGGUGGCCAUAACUGUGCUGGACUAUGACAAGAUUGGGAAAAAUGAUGCCAUUGGAAAAAUCCUGCUCGGAGGGACAAGUUCAGCCACGGAGCAAUGUCACUGUGAGUCUUACUGGGAGCAUGCUUACCUGCCAGCCCAGCAAGAUGCAGUCCUCCCCCCUCCCCGGCCCCGUCAUGUGGAGGGGGCUGUCUCCUCCGCAGGACCUGGGCAGGUGCAUGUGGCCAGCCUCAGAGCCACACCAUCCCGUCUGUCUGCAGUCACCCGCAGCCUUUUCUCCUGGGACCACUGA